AUGGCUCGUUACGGUGAAUGGCGUGUCCAGCAAAAGGCUUAUCCGCUUGGGCAAGUUACCGAGCAACUUUUGGGGCCCAAUGCAUUGGAAGUAUUCCAAGGGAAAAUGGAGAGGAUUCCAUCGACAUUUGGACCAGACAACGGCGCAUGGGAUGUGACCAACCCACCUCGUAGCGAUGCAACGCUGAUUUUCAAAUGUGGCGGCCAACACCUGGAGCCAGGGCUGGGCGGAGACAGUUGGUUUGAUCCUGAUUUCCCACUGUCCGGGAGCAUCAGGUMGGCCAAUCCAUCGAAACCGAACGCCCAACCUUGCACACAAGGAUCCGGCGAAAUGGCCAAGACAUAUCUGACUGGGCUUUCGAGCUCGGCUGGCGUUCUCAACGGCCCACGAUUUGUGAUCAUGCUGUGUGAAGGGUGGGGCAAUGCGGUCCUUUCCAAGCCUGCGACGCUGGGGAGAUCGUGGUCGACUGUGGAUUGGACAGACGUCGAUUUCGGACGAUUCAGCCAUGACGCCAUGUCUGUCACGGUACUGCACGAGGCGAUGCACAGCAUGUGGUUCUUCAACGUAGCAGAGAGAAUAACUGGUCGCCUGCCGAGUGGUAGGAGGGAAGCAUAUGAUUUUGAAGAUAUUCAGAAGCUCUCAUGGGAUGCAAAGGAGAAGAAUGCGCACAGCUAUGCCUUGCUGGCUGUCUGUAAGUCUUGA
Messenger RNA from Ramularia collo-cygni, 702 nucleotides. RefSeq lists its product as uncharacterized. NCBI's taxonomy places the organism in Eukaryota, Fungi, Ascomycota, Dothideomycetes, Mycosphaerellales, Mycosphaerellaceae. Bases 1 to 702 code for a protein of 233 amino acids. The record is from RefSeq and is a predicted model, not a curated record. The transcript is spliced from 3 exons.